Messenger RNA from Drosophila serrata, 1308 nucleotides. RefSeq names its product band 7 protein AGAP004871. Lineage: Eukaryota; Metazoa; Arthropoda; Insecta; Diptera; Drosophilidae. Gene Ontology annotation, cellular component: plasma membrane. The record is from RefSeq and is a predicted model, not a curated record.
CCAGCAACUAGCCAAAGUCGUGAGCGUUUCCUUUUGCUGUCAUUUUGGACGAAUUCAUUGCUCACGUUGACAUAAUCCUAGAAUAAUACACUAUCACUUUUCUAAAUCCACUGUAAUGGAGAAGAAAUCCACAGAGCCUGAACCAGGGGUUCUGGCUCAGAGCUCCUCGCUGAAUAUCUUUCACGACGAAUCGCCAUUGCCGCAACGAAAUGUGAAAACGUCCGAGAAUGUACCUCCCAGUUGCAUGGAGAAGACCUUUUACGUGCUGUCCCUCAUUAUGAUCGCCAUUCUGUUGCCCUGGUCCCUCUUGUGCUGCAUCAGGGUCUUGAACGAGUUCCAACGUGGCGUGGUGAUGCGCCUGGGUCGCUUGCGACCGAAGCCUUGCGGACCCGGCGUUAUUUUCCUAGUGCCCUGCAUAGACGUACUGCGUAUAGUGGACAUGCGCACCAGUUCAUUCAGCUUGGAACGGCAGGAGAUCCUUACGCGGGACAUGGUGACUAUCAGCAUUGAUGGAGUGGUGUACUUCAGCAUCAAGAGUCCGUACGAUGCGAUAAUGCAGGUGUCGGAUGCCCAGGACGCCGUUGAGAAGCUUUCCAUGACCACACUUCGGAACGUGGCCGGCACGCACAAGCUAAUGGAUCUGCUGGCUUCCAAGGAGUAUUUAUCCAGUCAGAUUGAGGCCAUUCUGUACACUACCACGGAGGCGUGGGGCGUGCGUGUUGAGCGCGUAGAAAUCAAGGAGAUCUUCAUGCCCGAACAACUUAAACGCGCCCUGGCUGUAGAGCAGGAGGCGAUGCGAGAGGCCAAGGCCAAAGUGGCCGCCGCCCAGGGCGAACGGGAUGCAGUUACGGCGCUAAAAGAGGCGGCAGACAUCAUGGAGACCAAUCCGAUUUCUCUGCAACUUCGCUAUCUGCAAACACUGAACACCAUAUGCAACGAUCAGACCAGAUCAUAUGUCUUCCCCUUUCCCGUGGACAUUGUGAAGAGAAUGAUGAAGUGACCCCAUUAUUUUUUUAAAUAGCUUGACAUUUUAAGAAAUUAGCGUGCCAUAACUAGUCCAUCCUUUAAAUCCAGCAAUGCUUUAUGCCACAAAAGACCUCUAUUAGAUUGAUAACUCAAAUUUAAAACUAGAUUUAAGUAAGAGGAAUAUGCUCCCAUUUUAGUGUUAUUUACAAGAGUGCGACUAAAAUAUGUACUCAUUAGAAAAUACGUACCAAGCAAAAUUACAUGGAAGCAAUAAAUAUAUGUACUAUAAUAUGUGUAAUCAAGCAUAAGUAAAUAAGGAAAAUAGUAAUGCAAUAAAUAACC